Monoraphidium neglectum is the source of this 2601-nucleotide messenger RNA. RefSeq lists its product as hypothetical. NCBI's taxonomy places the organism in Eukaryota, Viridiplantae, Chlorophyta, Chlorophyceae, Sphaeropleales, Selenastraceae. Bases 1 to 2601 code for a protein of 866 amino acids. The transcript has 8 exons. The record is from RefSeq and is a predicted model, not a curated record.
AUGCCCCCUACACUGGGUACUCCCUUCUGCUGGACUGCUGCCAUCGUCAACCUCACUAUCGUGCCGCCCUACAAGGCCCCCAUGCACCCUGCGCCCAGCGCCGCCAGCCGCCGGAUCUCAGGCUACCCUGUGCAGGCCGCUGACUCGCGGCCCGCGCUGCAGCGUGACUGGAAGGCGCCGGUGGAGCUGGCAAACCUGCAGGGACCCGAGAAGCUGCCGCGACUCCCGGAGGUGGCCCGGCGCCGCCGCAGCCGCAGCCGGCGCCGCCGAAGCUUACAGCAGCAGAUCGGCGCUGCUGUGAUUCCGCCUGAGGUUGCCGCCGCGCAUGCAGCCAAGAUUGCCACCGCAGCCGGUGCUGGCGGCAGCAGCGACGGCCUCGACCGCACCAGCAGCGCCGCAGCCGGUCAGAGCACGGCGUGCGCCGCUGGCCCCGGCUGCUUCACCCCACGCGGCGGGUUCAGCGGGCUGGACGCGCCCCCGGCGGGCACGAUGGGGCUGGCCGUCGGCAAGCAGCACGUCGUGCAGGUGGCCGGCGGCGUGAUGACGGUGUUCAACCUCGGAGGUACUGGGAUGAAGUCGACCGUCGUCCGCACCGUCUCCCUCCAAAAGUUCUUCGCGGCCGUGGCCCCCAGCUGCGAGGGGGCCCACGACGGCGCCGCGCUGUACGACAAGCACGCCGGCCGCUUCGUCGUCGCGGCGUCGUGCGGCGGGUUCGGGCGCAUCCUUGUGGGGGUUUCCGCGACGGGCAGCGCGGCGGGCACGUGGUACCAGUUUGGUCUGAUCGCCGACGCCGUGAACACGCCCCUGGAGUGCAAGGCGCCUAAGGAGCAGGCCCUGGCCGACUACCCCCAGCUGGGGUACAACAAGGACGGGCUGUUCGUAUCGUACUUUUCGUACUGCCCGAGUAACCCGGACGUGGCGGGCGCGUCGGUGCUUGCUCUGCCAAAGUACAAGGCUUACCAGGGUUCCCCCUCCAUGUACUAUGCCGUCUACACCGCCGCAGACGUGGCUGCGUCUGCUCAGCUGCUGGGCGGGGCGGCGUCUGUGCGGCAGCUGCAGCCGGUGGUGCCGCAGUCGGCGGCUGACGUGCAGGAAGGCAUGACCUACUUUGUGACUGAUAACCUGCCUCGUCCGGGCGCCAAGCGCAGCAACUUCACUCUUGUGGCGCUGACCAACACCGGAGCUCUUUGGGGCUAUGCCGCCGACGUCAACGGCGUCCCCGCGCCCACGCUCGUGGCGACCACGGCUGUGAUGUCCAAGAAUAAGAUAAUGCUGACGACCCGCGCCGAUGUCACCGAAGAGAGCGGCCGUUAUAACCCCCGUCCUGGGGUGAUCUGGGCCGAGGUUGAGCCGUCAGUCAAGUGGGAGACCGCCCAGGGAAACUUCAACGAGACAAAGUUCACCGUGCCGGCCGAGGAGUGCUCAAGCGCUGUCCAGAGCGGCAUGGCGCCGACGUUUGACUGGUCAAAGGACUUUUCGCUGACCUACGGGUCCGAGUUCGCAAAGAACUGGAGCUGGUCCCUCAACGCCUACAGGGCUGCGUCUGCGAUCAAGACCAAGGCGCCCAAAGACGCGAUGCGCGCUGCCGCCGUGGUGCUGGACCGCGCCUCGCGGCUGGAGGAGGCGGCCAAGACGUCGCCGGCCGCCAACUUCCAGGUCAUGGGGUUCCCGCAAGGGACAGCUGCGGCAGGGGGCAGGGGCGGCGGCGGCGGCGGUCCCUUGGGCUCUGGGAGGUACAGGGGGCGCAAUAACAACUGUGGCUGCGAGAACAGCUGCGGCUACAAUGACGUGAGCACGUACAACUAUGUCUACAACUUUGAUGACUACUGCGACGCCGGCAGUAAUCAGUGGGGCCCAGAGACAGGGAAUGACAUGUUUGGCUCCACGUACAAUGGUGCCUACUGCACAGGGGACUCGACUUUUGGUCUGGUGGGCAACCAUCAGUACGACGAGUGCUGGCGCUUUUGCCUCAUCCGCUGCAGUCCUCGCAAUGGCGGCGUGGGCGGCUCAGUCAAUGCCGGCUAUGGCUUCUACGGGGCGACAAAUUUCUAUCCGAGUUUCUUCUAUGCGAGCGUCAAGGAUGGCACGUCCCCUGCCGCAGUCCGGCCCGCAGUCCUCCCCCCCGCAACCGAGGGCAAGGCGGCGCAGCCGACGCAGCCGAUGAAGGCCGCUGCGUGCGCCUCCCGCGUUGCCCUGGGCGCCGUCGUCCUGCGUGCCGGCUGGGUCGACCCGGGCGCCGCGCUUGGACUCGCGUUCCCGGCAGUUGCAGUCGCCUCUAACGGCGCGGCGGUCCUAGCGUUUACGUAUGCGGGGCCUGGGAAGACGGCCGACGACAUGGCGGACGCGUACCCUGGGGUGGGCGCUGCCUUCAUCGACGGCAGGGCGGCGGGGUCCGUUCCAAUGUCCACCCUUCAGCGCUCGUCCUCGCCCAUCGCGCUGGCCGACACGGGCGGCGCGCUCACCUGGGGCGAGCUGAGUGCCGCUGAUGUGCACCCUGUGACGGGGACGGUGUACGUCUCGGUUCGCCGCGGCGGGCAGACGCGCACGGGGCGCGCACACGUCGCGACUUGGGUCGGCGUCAUCCCUAUGACAGUGAAUUGA